AUGACCGACACCGUGGUCAGCAACAGCUCCAGCCGUUGGAUGUGCCCCAGUGACCGGCCCCUUCCAUCCAAUGAUAAAGAACAGCUCCAGGCAGGCUGGUCCGUCCACCCCAGCGGUCAGCAUGACAGGCAGAGGAAGCAGGAAGAGCUGACGGACGAGGAGAAGGAAAUCAUCAACAGGGUGAUCGCACGAGCCGAGAAAAUGGAGGAGAUGGAGCAGGAGCGGAUCGGGCGCCUGGUGGACCGCCUGGAGAACAUGAAGAAGAGCGUGGCUGGGGAUGGGGUGAACCGCUGCAUUCUAUGUGGGGAGCAACUGGGCAUGCUGGGCUCUGCCUGUGUCGUGUGUGAGGACUGUAAGAAGAAUGUCUGCACCAAAUGUGGGGUGGAGACCUCCAACAACCGCCCGCAUCCUGUGUGGCUCUGUAAAAUCUGCAUCGAGCAGAGAGAGGUGUGGAAGCGUUCUGGAGCAUGGUUCUUCAAAGGCUUCCCCAAACAGGUCCUCCCACAGCCUAUGCCUAUAAAGAAGACCAAACCCCAGCAGCCUGCCAGCGACCCUGCCGCGCCUGAGCAGCCCACCCCCGAGCCCAAGCCCUCUGCCCGUGCUCCAGCUCGAGGUAGGACAAGGCAAGAUCUCCUUUCACCGGGACUUGAACCGGCACCCAUAUCGGAUGUCACCUCUGCUCCUGGGCGAGGAAGCUACGGGCCUCCUGCACGCAGGGCCUCGGAGGCGCGGAUGAGCCCGUGCGGCCGGGAAGCAGGACAGCUCGGGGGGGCCGGGGAUGCCAGCCGGAGCCCAGCAGGUGAUAAGGGUUUGAGACGAGCCAACUCCGUGCAGGCCUCCAGACCCUCCCCGGCCUCCCUGCAGAGCCCAGCGCCUCCUCAGCUUGGGCAGCCAGGUACCUUCCACCACCUGCCCCCACCCCCCCGCCUGCCCACACUGCCACUCGAGGUGGCGCCGAGUGACCCUGGCUCUACAGGGGCCCCUGCCCCACCCCGGGAGGAGAGAAUAGGAGGAGCUGGGGGCUUCUCAGCGGUCGCAACCAGGGAGGACCGGGCGGCCCACCCACCCGGCCCCUUUUCCCAAGCCUCUGCUGCUGCCCCCCAGCCUGCCGCGGCCCCUCCCCGCCAGCCACCACCCCUGGAGGAGGAGGAAGAGGAAGCCAACAGUUACGAUUCGGAUGAAGCAACCACCCUGGGGGCCCUGGAGUUCAGCUUGCUGUACGACCAGGACAACAGCUCCCUGCACUGCACCAUCAUCAAGGCCAAGGGGCUGAAGCCCAUGGAUUCCAAUGGCUUGGCUGAUCCCUACGUGAAGCUGCACCUCCUGCCAGGAGCCAGCAAGUCUAACAAGCUGCGGACAAAAACGCUGCGUAACACACGAAACCCUGUGUGGAACGAGACGCUGGUCUACCACGGCAUCACCGAGGAGGACGUGCAGAGGAAGACCCUCAGGAUCUCCGUCUGUGACGAGGACAAAUUUGGCCAUAAUGAGUUCAUCGGUGAGACGAGAUUCUCCCUCAAGAAGCUGAAGCCCAACCAGAGGAAGAAUUUCAACAUCUGUCUGGAGCGGGUGAUCCCCAUGAAGCGCGCUGGGACCACCGGGUCGGCCCGCGGCAUGGCCCUGUACGAGGAGGAGCAGGUGGAGCGUGUUGGGGACAUAGAGGAGCGUGGCAAGAUCCUGGUGUCCCUCAUGUACAGCACUCAGCAGGGAGGCCUCAUCGUGGGCAUCAUACGCUGUGUGCACCUGGCGGCCAUGGAUGCCAACGGCUACUCAGACCCGUUCGUCAAGCUCUGGCUGAAACCCGACAUGGGAAAGAAGGCCAAACACAAGACUCAAAUUAAAAAGAAAACUUUGAAUCCUGAAUUUAAUGAGGAGUUUUUCUACGACAUCAAACACAGUGACCUGGCAAAGAAGUCACUGGACAUCUCGGUCUGGGACUAUGACAUCGGCAAAUCCAACGACUAUAUCGGGGGCUGCCAGCUGGGGAUCUCGGCCAAGGGCGAGCGCCUGAGGCACUGGUACGAGUGUCUGAAGAACAAGGACAAGAAGAUCGAGCGCUGGCACCAGCUACAGAACGAGAACCACGUGGCCAGCGACUAG
Molecule: messenger RNA, 2100 nt
Organism: Lepus europaeus (European hare)
Lineage: Eukaryota; Metazoa; Chordata; Mammalia; Lagomorpha; Leporidae
Gene: RPH3A
Product: rabphilin 3A
Biological process (GO): intracellular protein transport
Cellular component (GO): membrane
Molecular function (GO): small GTPase binding
Source: RefSeq, a predicted model, not a curated record